CUUCCUUCCUUCUUCAUCUUCUCCAUCGUCGUCUUCUUCGUCAGCUCACUCCCCCAAGCUCCCCACCUUCGCCGCCAUUUCCGCCAUUUCCACCACCACCGCCACUGCUCUCCCUGCUCAACCCAUCGCCCCCCCUCUCUCUCUCUUCUUUCUCUCUCUAGAUUCCCCCAUUGCCGCCGUUCGCGCCUGCCCGGCUGUCCGCCGGAGCUCGGGAAACCCUAGAUCUCGCCGCGCCGGCGCCGGCGUCGUCGCAGCAAUGGCCACCCUCCUCCUGCCUGUCUCGCUCCUGCUGUCCUGCCUCGCCGUCGAGGCGGCCGCCGCGGCCACCUUCUCCUCGCGCCUGAUCCACCGGUUCUCCGACGAGGUCAGGUCGCUCCGGGCCCCCGCCCGCCGCGGCGGCGCGAACGGCUCCUGCGCCGCCGAGGCCCCGUGGCCGGAGAAGAGGAGCGUGGAGUACUACCAGGUCCUCGUGGCCAGCGACCUCCGGCGGCAGAACAUGAAGCUCGGCGCGCGCCACCAGCUGCUCUUCCCUUCCGAAGGGAGCAAGACGAUGUCGCUGGGGGAUGAUUUCGGAUGGCUACACUACUCCUGGAUCGACGUCGGUAGCCCAAGUGUUUCUUUCCUUGUUGCACUGGAUGGUGGGAGUGAUCUUCUUUGGCUUCCGUGUGAAUGUGUACAAUGUGCUCCUCUGUCUGCCAGCUACUACAGCAGUCUGGAUAGAGAUCUGAAUGAAUACAAUCCAUCUGGCUCCAGCAGUAGCAAGCACAUAACUUGCAGCCAUCGGCUAUGUGAAUCGGGCCCGAGCUGUAAAAGUCCUGGAGAAUCAUGUCCAUACACUGUUAACUACUACACUGAGAACACAUCAACUUCUGGAUUACUGGUGGAAGAUAUAUUACAUCUUGCCUCAGGCAGUGGUCAGGCAUCAAAUAGUUCUGUAUCGGCUCCAGUCGUUAUAGGAUGUGGUAUGAAACAGAGUGGGGGUUACUUGGAUGGUGAUGCUCCUGAUGGUCUGAUGGGAUUGGGGCUUGGAGAAAUUUCUGUUCCAUCUUUUCUUGCUAAAGGAGGAUUGGUCCCCAACUCAUUUUCAUUGUGCUUUGAUGAAGAUGAUUCUGGGACAAUUUUCUUUGGGGACCAGGGUCCAGCCAACCAGAAAUAUACAGCUUUUCUACCUUCAAAUGGAAAAUAUGAGACAUACAUUGUUGGGGUUGAGGCAUGUUGCAUUGGAAACUCUUGUCUCAACCAAACAAGUUUCAGUGCUCUGGUAGAUAGUGGCACGUCAUUCACAUUUCUUCCCAAUGGAGUUUUUGAAACUAUUGCCCAAGAGUUUGACAGACGAGUAAAUGCAACACGCUCUAGCAUUAAAGAAGUACCUUGGAAGUAUUGCUACAAACCCAGUACGAAGGAGAAGCCAAAAGUUCCCUCUCUCACGUUUGUUUUUCCACUAAAUAAGAGCUUUGUUGUCUUUGAUCCUGUUUUCAAGAUCUAUGGCAUGGAGGGGCUGGUGGGAUUCUGUUUAGCCAUACAGGGAACUGAUAUAGAUAUCGGAACAAUUGGACAGAACUUUAUGAUGGGAUACCGCAUAGUGUUUGACCGAGAAAAUUUAAAGUUAGGCUGGUCACGCUCAAACUGCCAAGAUAUAGAUGAUGAUCGGAGCAUGCCUCUAACACCGAAUGGCAGAUCCCCAAACCCGUUACCCACAACUGAGCAACAGAGCGCUCCCGGAGGAGGGCAUGCGGUGGCGCCUGCUGUGGCUGGGAGAGCGGUCUCCAAACCAUCGGCUGCUUCAGAGAAGCUCAUAUCAUCCCGCUUAAGUUUAAUCAGUUUAAUGCCGCUUUUGCUACUCUUGCACUUUCUUGCCACUUUCCUGCACAUGAACGAACCCUUUUCUCUCAUACACCAAAACUCGCUUCGCUGAUGGUGGGGUUGGUCUUACAUGUAAAUUUUCCUCAGUUUUGCAAGAGAGUUAGUCGGGAUGGGGGAGCUUGUCGGCGUCGACCAUUGCCUGUCAGGUUUUUUGUGUUUCUUCUGGGCUGGUGGUUGAUAAUGUUAUUGUAAAUUUGUCACGUCUUAUAAAUAUUCCCGUGUCUUCUUCUA
Eucalyptus grandis is the source of this 2094-nucleotide messenger RNA. RefSeq names its product aspartic proteinase-like protein 1. The transcript has 10 exons. NCBI's taxonomy places the organism in Eukaryota, Viridiplantae, Streptophyta, Magnoliopsida, Myrtales, Myrtaceae. The record is from RefSeq and is a predicted model, not a curated record. Gene Ontology annotation, molecular function: aspartic-type endopeptidase activity. Gene Ontology annotation, biological process: proteolysis. Bases 257 to 1915 code for a protein of 552 amino acids.